AGAACUACUACUUGAGUUGUUUAGAUUGAGCAUUUAAGAACAUGCGAUCUUCCUGUUGUCAAUCGACCUUUUCUUCUUUGGUACCCAUCUCAUUGCCAACCCAUCAACCACUCGUUUGAAACCAAACGUUUAACUGGAAAUAUUUUCCGUUGAACCAUCACCACUCGUUCAAAAUAAAUUAAAGUGCUCAAGAUGCGCGCUUCAUUCAUUACUGUCGCCAUGGCCGCUGUCGCCGCCCAGGCCGCUCCUUCAGUCAUCGAGGCCCGCGAUGACGUCGCGCCCACUGACUCCGCGGCUGCCCCCGCCGCAUCCUCCGUCAUCCCCGCCGCCUGCACACCCACCCCAGGCAUCGACAUUGUCGCUGCUUACGACAAGGCUUUUGAGUUUCAGAAGGCGUACCUGUUUGACAAGAACAACAAUGAGACGUUCAAGUACUAUUCUGCUGACUUCAAGAGCAACUGGCGUUUCGGAUCCUACACCAGGGACGAAUACUGGGCCACGCAGGGGGUCCAAACCUGGAUGGCGGUGUCGAGCUAUCCGACGGAGUCCUAUUUUAAGAAUGACACGCUGCACGUCGCGUACGACUUGGGCGUCAACAGGACCGGUCAUGCAGGUGACAACUUUGUCUGGAAGGAUGGCUGCGUUAUCUCGCAAGAGCAGACGCGCAGCUAAACAGGUAGACCAGGGGCAUACUAUUCUGGUAAAGUCAGCCCGAGGAAACGAAUUGUCAAAACAUCCCGUCACUAUCCUGGGUAUUUCACAUCUGUAGGAUAGGUAGGGUGUGUUUACUUCUUUAGUUGUAUAUUAGUUUAUGAUGGAAUGAGAAUAUCUACACAAGCCUCGAG
Molecule: messenger RNA, 845 nt
Organism: Pyricularia grisea
Lineage: Eukaryota; Fungi; Ascomycota; Sordariomycetes; Magnaporthales; Pyriculariaceae
Exons: 2
Coding region: 193-672 (159 amino acids)
Source: RefSeq, a predicted model, not a curated record